Messenger RNA from Sporisorium graminicola, 2076 nucleotides. RefSeq lists its product as uncharacterized. The transcript has a single exon. Lineage: Eukaryota; Fungi; Basidiomycota; Ustilaginomycetes; Ustilaginales; Ustilaginaceae. The coding region runs from base 1 to 2076 and encodes 691 amino acids. The record is from RefSeq and is a predicted model, not a curated record.
AUGUCCUCCCAACUGCGGCACAAUGCCCAUGCGACUCAAACCGUUCGAUCUCGCAGAUCUCCCCAAACAACUUGGCUGAGUGUGUUUGGUUUCAAGCCGCAAGUGACUUGGCGAAAUGCAACGGCUUUCCUCGUGCACUGUUCGGCGUCCAUCCUCUUCUUGGUCUUUCUCAACGCUUCGCAGCCCUUCCUCAUUCAUCAACUCGAAUCAAGGCGCCCGAACGGUUAUGAUGUUCAGCCUCCAAGCAGAGCUGGAUCGCUCAGCGGGUCUCUCAUCUUCUACGAUGAGCUCCUUUCGACCUUCAUGUCGCUUAUCUGGGGGGCACUUGCCGAACUCGUCGGUCUAGCUGCUGUCACUUCGACAUCCUACCUAUUUGUCGCCCUCGGACUCGUGACUUACACGCUCCCAACAAAGCCAUGGCCUAACCUGGUUCCGGCACGACUCGUCUUUGCCAUCGGAGGGAGCGGUGCCACUGCCAUGCUUUCCGGUAUCCUUUCCGUGUAUUCAGGCUCACAUUCAGCACAGUCUCCGCUUGUCAGAGCAGAUGCACUGACACAGCAGUCGACAGAUCAGGAUACGGAGCCUGCCAUGGCCUCGAAUAGUCAAGGUGCAGAGGGCGAACAAGAGCGCCACUUGCUCGAAUCUCGAAGGAGCGAGAACGGUCACAGCAUUAAACAGAGGAAUCGGCAUGGCCGAGUGGCUGCCAUCGCUGGUGUCUUCACAGGUCUUGGCGCACUAGUGGCUGUCUUCGUUCUCGUUCGCCUUCCCGCGACGAUUGCAGAAUACCUCGAACAGCACUCUCCCGCCAAUCCUUCUCACGACUUGGAUGGCGGUGCACGAGGUGAUGUGGCGAUUCGCAGAGCAACCGUCGCAACUUUUUGGCUAGUUGCAGCACUGGCUCUGUUGGUAGCGUCCAUCACCGCACUAGGUCUGAAGCAGCCGAAAAGCAGAAGGCGCCGACUCGAAGCAGCUGGUGUGCUGACCCAAUCUUCUCGACGUCACCAACAAGACUAUGGAGCCUUGCACGACAGCACGAUAGCGCUGGCCGAGGACUCACGACAGGCUCGGCGUGCGCGUUUGCGUCAGAGACAGGAACGCCGAUCGCAAGCAUCUCUUACCAACGCCAUCCGUUCUCAUGUGCGUCGCUUCGUCGUCGCAUCCAUCGGCGGCUUUCGACUAGUCGGACCUGUUGGCAAGCUUGCAGAUUCGCCGGAUGGUGACGAGACCCUAAGAUCACGCAAGCAAUUGGCGCAAGAGCUGCGCAUGGCGUAUUUGGGCGGAGCUCUGGCCAGGGCGUUCACCAUCGGCACCACAGCUUUUCUACCUCUGCUUGUCACGCAUCACUACUACACAUCAGGGCUUUGCCGACAACUCCCUUCGCCGGACCCGAACUCGCCUCUUCCGAACGACGAGCUGAAGAAGUUGUGCCGCAGCGCGUUCACAGCCACAGCCAUUUUGGGUGGCACCGCGCAAUUGACCGCUCUGCUCGCCUCGCCUCUGAUUGGACUGCUGUGCGACACACUGUCGCCUACGAUCACCAUUUCAAUGACUUCUGCGUUGGGUGCAGUGGGUUUCUACCUUCUCGGUGUGGGUGCGUCGGGGUUUGCGGGAGACAGAACGACAGGGGAAGAGGUGCCUGACCCGCUCACACGCUUGUCGAUCGGCGCUGCGGUUCUGAUCGGUUUAGGUCAGAUUGGGGCGAUUGUGGCUAGUCUGGCGGGAUGCGCUCGAGCAAGAAGUCUCGUCACGGAAGAGCAGCUUGAACACACCAGCGCUGUAUCGUCGAGCCAGGGCGACCACGAGACUGCCGAUACCGCUUCGGCUUCCGAUACUUCACGAGGAGUCGCGCGUCGCUCACAUUCAGAGGUUGCAGAACAAGAAGGGCAAGGAGCGGGUGCCAUUGCAGGAGCUUACACCUGCACGGGAUCUCUAUCGAUCCUCUUGAUUUCCAAGCUCGGUGGCUCACUCUUCGACAUGUACGUUCCGAGUCCCUUUCUGUUGAUUGGAGGCUUUUCGCUCUUUGUUUCCCUCUUCGGUUUUGGCACGAGCAUAGCGAAGCGCUUUGAGCGGACAUAG